UCAAAAAUAAAAAAUUAGAGCCCGGCAGAAGAAAAGGCUCUCCAUCUCGUCCUGCUUAACUUUUACUCUGCCCUCUCUACAUCCCAUCUCUCUGCCUCCUCCAUCCCCUGGAAGGAAAAAGAAAGAAAGACGACGGAAAAGCAGAAAAAUAGCGAGAAGGAAAAGGAAAAAUAAAAGGAGACGCCAGCGAAUAGACUGAGCAGCUCGAUCGUCGGGCUGGAGCGUCUCGGGAAGACAUAAAUACUCCUCCUGCUCGCUCGCCGGCCUGCUGGGUUUGUCUGUCUUCUACUGGUCUCCUGCGUCUUGCCUGCCACCCCCCCUGACUCUGUCUCUCCCGCCUACAUCGAGGCUGAGCUGCAACUAAACAGCGAUCAUAGCGGCAGACGGGACAGCUCAGCUUCUCCUCACUGCAAGGGAGAAGACAGCCUUUCGCAUCCAUCUAUCUCGCUGCUCCUUUCGAGACCGUCCUGAGAGUGGCAGAAGAAUCAAGCAAGCUCCGGCCUAGCAAGCUCACCUCCUGGUCAAGUCCGAAGAAAAUCGCCGAAACGCUACCAGCAGCACCAGCUCCAGCGCAGCCAUGCAUAAGCCCUCGCUCACUCACCUGGUGUACAACGCCCUCUUCAGCAAGCCUCGCGGCAAUGACCCGUCCUCCUUCUCCUCGCACAUCACCAGAAACCUCGUCCCCGAAGUGCGAGUAGAGACAUCGACCUUCUAUGGAACGCUCGACUGCAUUGAAGCUCAGUAUCCCGGCCUAGACUACUCGUAUGGCCCUCAUCGCAUGAGACUAGGCCGUUUCCACCACCACAAGAAGCUGUUCAAGGUCUUUGACGAGCUCGGGCUGACCGAGGCCGAGAUCUCGUCCCUCUGUCGCUGGGAGGGCACAAAGUCGGCCAGAGAACGGUACGAGCGAGAUACCGGCAUCAAAGUGCGAGACACCACCGCAGACGAGAUCAAGCCUGCUGCUCCGUCGAUGCCGCCUACGCUCCACGUACAUGCUGCACCCGUACGAGAAGCGAGCGAAGCCGAAGAAGCAGAGGUAGCAGCGGUUGAAGAGGACGACGAGUGCUGCUCUUCCUCUUCCUGUCGCUCACAGAUCAUUGACGGACCCAUACUGCCUAGCAACGCCGGAUCAGACACCAACGGACCCAUUACCGGUGAGAGCGGGACUGAGGAUAGCAGCAGCGACGAAGACCUGGAGAGCUAUGGAGUGGCCCUGAACGAACACCUCCUGGAAGCCACUGCAGCCCGGGAGCGUGGGAUCAACGUUGCCCUUGAUGAGAUAUGGGAGCAGUGGCUCAAGGAGGCUAUCGAACGGGGUGGUUAUACCGACAUGCUCGAUGCCAUUCGUGAAGGACGAGCCAUCGACUUUACACAGAGAGGUGUGGCCGUACACCAGCAUCACCAGCACCACCAGAGCCACCACCAUCAUCAGCACCAAUACCAUCAUCCACAUCUUGCAGGGCCAGGAUCACCCAGUCCUGCAUAUCGCAGCUACUCUGCCGGCUCACCAGCCAUAAACAGUGACAUUAUUCACUCCAUAGCACCGAUCUCAACCCCUUCUACGACCGUCUCAGCCCAGCCAUCAAGAGACCUCCACCACCACAGCUGAAAAACCUCGUUUCGUUCCUUUUUUUCUACCGCUUUCGUUUUAUCCAGGCAUUUUACCGGCGCAUUGAUACAGGAGACUUUCCCCUUAUUGUUUUACUGUCUCUCUCUCUCUUCUCUUCGAUUCAAUUUCGAUUAAUGGUGUUUAUGGGACUGCUUCUUCUCGACACUACUAGCGUUCAAGCGAGCAUCUCGCUCUCUGCAGUCCCGUACUCCUUAUCCUCGUCUCAUCUCAGCUCUUCUCUUCGCAGAACCUUUUUACGUAUUCCCCAAGACCUUAUGGCUAUGGAUAGAUCUGUUCUCCUGUUCCUCUUACGCCUCGUUAUCUCCGCUGCUCGCUUUUUCUCUCUGAAGCUUCAUAUAACGACUCCCUUUUCAGCUUCCUUCGGCAUAUAUUCUCGUUCCUUUUAUGAUAUCCCUGAGCGCCAGCAUGCGAUGCUCCUAUCUAUAUGUUCCUAUUCAUAUUUCUAUUUACUUCCUUGAUAGUGGCCUUUGCAUUUUUAAUCUUUGUUCAUUGCAUUUUUAUGCUCUAGCAAGGCUUAUUUAAUAUUGUAUUUAGCCUGUUUGCAAUCAGGGGAACAACAGUUCAUUCUCACCUUCACACGUUCAUUGUAGAAAAACUGACUACGGAGUAUGUCAAUUAUAUAUCACUUAGCAUUCCAUCUGACUUGUUUAAGUGCUUGUAUGUUGGUGUACUUGGAGUUAUCUCUUCUCUAUCUCUGUAUACCUAAUAAUAAAAGAAUAGGUACCUAAAGUCUGUGAAUUUUUACGUUCACGUGAUCGGUAAAAUAAUUAUUCCGCUCCUACGUAAAAUGUAACCAAUCAUAAAUUUUAUAGGAAAAAGCUGACUGGCCCGUCCAGACAACCAAUCAACACCACCCCGUUGCG
This is a messenger RNA of Trichophyton rubrum CBS 118892, 2493 nucleotides long. RefSeq lists its product as uncharacterized. The record is from RefSeq and is a predicted model, not a curated record. The transcript has a single exon. Bases 578 to 1609 code for a protein of 343 amino acids. Lineage: Eukaryota; Fungi; Ascomycota; Eurotiomycetes; Onygenales; Arthrodermataceae.